This is a messenger RNA of Exophiala spinifera, 1566 nucleotides long. RefSeq names its product glutamate decarboxylase. Gene Ontology annotation, cellular component: cytosol. Gene Ontology annotation, molecular function: pyridoxal phosphate binding; glutamate decarboxylase activity. Gene Ontology annotation, biological process: L-glutamate catabolic process. Lineage: Eukaryota; Fungi; Ascomycota; Eurotiomycetes; Chaetothyriales; Herpotrichiellaceae. The transcript has 4 exons. Bases 1 to 1566 code for a protein of 521 amino acids. The record is from RefSeq and is a predicted model, not a curated record.
AUGGUGCAUCUUCAGAGUGUCAAGCCAGACCCUCUCAAGGGCAAAAACCUUCCCUCUCGAAGAUCUUCCCUCGUCCCUGGUCUCGAGCACAUCUCUCUGGCAGCCCCGGAAGAGGAUGAAUUCUCUACCUCUGUCUACGGAUCCAGCUUUGCUGCUCAGGAUUUGCCUAAUCAUGAAAUGCCGGAGAAAGAGAUGCCGAAGGAGAUUGCAUACCGCAUGAUCAAAGACGAACUCAGCCUGGAUGGAAACCCAAUGCUGAACCUCGCAAGUUUUGUCACCACAUUCAUGGAAGAUGAAGCAGAGAAACUCAUGACUGAAGCCUUUUCCAAGAACUUCAUUGAUUACGAAGAGUAUCCACAGACUGCUGAGAUCCAGAAUCGGUGUGUCAACAUGAUCGCUCGUCUCUUCAACGCACCGGAUCAGGAAGAUGGAGGGAAUGCCAUUGGUACAUCCACAAUUGGGUCCAGCGAAGCCAUCAUGCUCAGUGUUUUGGCCAUGAAAAAGAAGUGGCAGAAGGCGAGACAGGCAGAGGGCAAAGAUGCUUCAAAGCCCAACAUCAUCAUGAACAGUGCAGUUCAGGUGUGUUGGGAAAAGGCUGCUCGCUACUUCGACGUCGAGGAACGAUAUGUCUACUGCACCGAUGAUCGCUAUGUCAUUGACCCCGAGGAAGCAAUCAAAUUGAUUGACGAGAAUACUAUUGGCAUCUGCGCCAUCCUCGGUCUCACGUACACUGGGGAGUAUGAAGAUGUCAAGAAGAUCAAUGACUUGCUGGUGGCCAACAAAAUCGACUGCCCCAUCCACGUUGAUGCUGCGUCUGGCGGCUUCGUGGCUCCCUUCGUCAACCCUAACCUGGUUUGGGACUUCCGCUUGGAGAAGGUGGUCAGUAUCAACGUGUCUGGUCACAAGUAUGGUUUGGUCUAUCCUGGUGUUGGCUGGACGGUGUGGAGAUCGCCAGAGUACCUCCCCAAGGAACUUGUCUUCAACAUCAACUACCUUGGUGCUGACCAAGCCUCUUUUACCCUGAACUUCAGCAAGGGCGCCAGCCAUGUCAUUGGUCAGUACUACCAGAUGAUUCGUCUGGGCAAGCGUGGGUAUCGUAGUAUCAUGCUCAACCUCACUCGCACAUCUGACUACCUCGCUGCCCAGCUGAGAGCGCUUGGUUUUAUUCUCAUGUCUCCAGGAGGCGGCCGCUCUCUCCCCGUCGUCGCCUUCCGCUUGGACCCUGACGACGAGCAUCAGUUCGACGAGUUUGCAAUUGCCCACCAGCUCCGUGAACGCGGCUGGGUUGUCCCUGCCUAUACCAUGGCGCCGCACAGCAACAAUCUCAAGAUGAUGCGUGUUGUCGUCCGUGAGGACUUCAGCAAGCAACGAUGCGACAGUCUAGUCAACGACAUCAAACUUGCGCUGCAAGUUCUGGGCGAGAUGGAUCGUAAGACCAUGGAGAACUUCCAGCAACAUAUCAAGAACCACACCCGACACGGCAAGGCAGGGACAAACCUCCACCCGUACAAGGACGAAAAACACUCUCUUCAAGGAAAACAUGGCAAGACUCAUGCUGUGUGCUAG